Messenger RNA from Aspergillus puulaauensis, 1764 nucleotides. Its product is annotated as alpha-glucosidase. Gene Ontology annotation, molecular function: alpha-amylase activity. The transcript has a single exon. The record is from RefSeq and is a predicted model, not a curated record. Bases 1 to 1764 code for a protein of 587 amino acids. Gene Ontology annotation, biological process: oligosaccharide catabolic process. Lineage: Eukaryota; Fungi; Ascomycota; Eurotiomycetes; Eurotiales; Aspergillaceae.
AUGUUUCUUCAGAAGAUCCUGCUAGUCCUGAGUGCAACCCUCGCUGCAGCCUGGGAACCACAGCCCUCCGCAUGGUGGAAGGAGGGCGUGGUGUACCAGGUUUAUCCAUCGAGUUUCAAGGAGAGUCGGACCGAAAAUGCAAUCGGAUGGGGCGACAUCAAAGGCAUUACCGACAAUCUCGACCACAUCCAGUCGCUCGGGGCGGACAUUGUGUGGCUUUCGCCUUUCUACGAGAGUCCGAUGAAGGACAUGGGCUACGACAUUAGCGACUAUGACUCGGUGGCCAAGCUAUUUGGCGGCAGCCUCGAGGAUAUCAAGACAUUUAUUGCGGAAGUUCACAAACGCGGAAUGCGAUGUCUUUUCGAUCUCGUCAUCAACCACACCAGCGACAAGCACAAGUGGUUUAAGGAGUCCGCGAGCUCGAAAACAAACCCCAAGCGCGACUGGUACCUCUGGAAGCAGCCCCAGUAUAAGAACGGAUCCAUGCACCCUCCGAACAACUGGCAAGGCCAAAACAACGGCAGCGCAUGGAAGUACGACGCACACACCGGGGAGUACUAUCUCAACAUAUUCAACUACUACCAACCCGACUUGAACUGGGACAAUCCCGAGACGCGACAGGCCAUCUUCAAAGAUGCCUUGCAGUACUGGCUGGAUCUGGGCAUUGAUGGGUUCCGCAUGGAUGUCUUCGCUCGCUACAGCAAGCCGGCCGGAUUGCCUGAUGUGCCUGCCAACGACAGCGACUUCCACGAUGCGUCAGAACUCUACACCAACGGGCCACAUGAACACGAGUACCUCCGACAAAUGAACCGCGAAGUCCUCUCCCAAUAUGACGCCUUCACUGUCGGCGAGUACCGCCCAGAAACCAACAUGAGCCUCGUCCAAGACUAUGUCGGCGCAUCGCGCCACGAAGUGAACACCAUCUUCCUUAUGAAUAUGUGCGACAUCGGCCGCGAAGGAUUUGUGUACACCGGAUGGAACCUCACGGGGUGGCGUGAUGCAAUUGACUUCACGCAACGCGUAGGCAGUCCCCUGACAGGAGACGGCUGGAACUCGAUAUAUCUCGAGAACCACGACACGCCGCGCUCAAUCACGCGAUUCGCAAAUGACAAGCCCGAAUACCGCGUCCAGAGCGGCAAGGCGCUCUCCGUACUCCUGUCGACGCUCUCCGGUACCCUAUUCCUCUACCAGGGUCAGGAAAUCGGCAUGAUCAACGUGCCCGACACAUGGAAGCUCUCUGACUUCCAAGACCGCGCCGGGAUAGACAAUUACAACAAUGCCACGCAGCACGGAGUCAGUCCCAGUGAGGCCCUCGCGACCCUUCAACUGCUGGGCCGCGACAACGCGCGCACCCCCUUCAACUGGGAUGCCAGUGGCCGCGGGUUCUCGACCAGCAACAGUACCUGGAUUCGCCGAGCGAACCUCGAAAUCAACCUCGCAGACCAAAAGCACGACCCGAACAGCGUAUACAGCUUCUGGGUGAAGAUGCUGCGUCUGCGCAAUGAGCACAAGAGCUCGUUCGUGUAUGGGGACUUCGAGUUCAUUGACUGGGAGGAUGAGAACUUCCUUGUAUACCAGAAGACAUCCAAUUCUGAAGAGGUCGUCGUGUUUAUUAACCUGUCCACUGAAGCGGGCAAGCCGCCAUUGGCCAUCCCAGAUAAUGCUGAGUUGCUUGUGUAUACCCACGAUGACCAUUCGGGGGCUGAUUUUGAGCCGUUUGAGGCCAGGGUGUAUAAGCAGGCAGCUUCUGGCUCUACACCAUGA